Molecule: messenger RNA, 3329 nt
Organism: Sitodiplosis mosellana (orange wheat blossom midge)
Lineage: Eukaryota; Metazoa; Arthropoda; Insecta; Diptera; Cecidomyiidae
Gene: Nca
Product: neurocalcin homolog
Exons: 6
Coding region: 198-770 (190 amino acids)
Molecular function (GO): calcium ion binding
Source: RefSeq, a predicted model, not a curated record
AUUACAGUUUUGUCCUCUUUUCGCUGUACACAAGGAAUUACAGCGAAAGUGCAGCAAACGAUUUGAAUUGAAUUCAAGGAAUUAAUCUACUAGUAAAACGAGAAAGCUCGACGAUAUUUUUUAGACGCGAUUCACGGAGUAUAAUAGAUUCUGACUAUUCAACUUUUGCCUAGAACUCGUCGCCAAACAGACUCACCAUGGGAAAGCAAAACAGUAAACUCAAGCCUGAAGUCUUAGAGGAUUUGAAGCAAAACACGGAAUUCACCGAUGCUGAAAUUCAAGAAUGGUAUAAAGGCUUUCUGAAAGACUGUCCAAGCGGGCAUCUGUCUGUGGAAGAGUUUAAAAAGAUUUACGGUAACUUUUUUCCGUACGGUGAUGCCAGCAAAUUUGCAGAGCAUGUUUUUCGAACAUUCGAUGCAAAUGGCGAUGGCACCAUCGAUUUUCGAGAAUUUCUGUGCGCACUCAGUGUCACAUCCAGAGGUAAAUUGGAACAAAAACUCAAAUGGGCCUUUUCAAUGUACGAUUUAGAUGGCAACGGCUAUAUUUCGCGACAAGAAAUGCUAGAAAUUGUAACUGCUAUUUACAAAAUGGUUGGUUCCGUUAUGAAAAUGCCGGAAGAUGAAAGUACACCCGAAAAGCGUACAGACAAAAUAUUCCGACAAAUGGAUCGGAAUAAGGAUGGUAAAUUGAGUUUGGAAGAGUUCAUCGAAGGCGCAAAAAGUGAUCCGUCUAUUGUUCGAUUAUUGCAAUGCGAUCCGCAGGCGCAGUAAAUAAUUAAAACAUGUUAGCGAGAAAAACAAAUCAUAUACAAACAUACAUAUAUACAUACAACACACACAAACACUACAAUUCAAACCCCAAAAUGCCAUAUGAAAAAAAAACAUCAUCAACAACAAUCUAACAAAUAAAUGAAAUCUCAUACAGUGACAGAUUUCACGAUGCACGUCGCAAUGUAGCCGACUAAAAUGUUAAACAAAAUGGAUUAUAUGGAACGAAUCGUAGAUUAAACUAUUUUAAAAAAAAAACAUCACUCACACUUGAGAUACAAAAAAUAUACUAGAUAAUUGAUGCUAAUUCAACAAAAAGCGAAAUAUAAUGUUAACUCACUUGUAUAUUUCAACGCCAAUGAAAAACGAAAGACACAAAUUAACGGAGAAAAUAAAAACUAUUACAUUAUUAAAACAAGAACUCACAUCGACUGAAUCCUUUUCCACGGCGAUCGCUGCAAGGCUAUGGUAUUAAUGGCAACUAUCGAAGUGGAAUGAUAGGUUCAGAUCCAUACAUAUUUCAUGUUAAAGAAAUGAGAAGAUAAGACAAGACCCAUAUCCUUUUAUGCAAAAAGCGCUAAUGCUUGCGGCAAACGUGUGUCCUUAUCAUAGGCAAAAGAAAAAUAACAUAGAACAUAAAUCGUUUUCGAAAAAAAAAUCUCAAGCAACAAUUUUAAAUAAUAUCUCUAUAAUUUUUUUUUCUAGUAAAUAAAUAUCUGAAAACAAUGAAUUAAAUAGGAGACGGAAUAGGUGAUUUUAUGUAUUCCGAAUGAUUUUUCUUCAUUUUUAAUAUGAUUGAUGCGAACCAAAAUAUUGUGCUACAAUUCGUGGUCUACAAAAAAGACUUUGUGUACUGCUGUAUUUAAAAUUUAUAGAAUAAGCGCGACUAUUUCAUUCAUUUCUCACAAGCAAUUUUCGUUGAAAAAUUGUCCACUUUUUUGAUGAAGAAAGUCAUAGGUGUUCAUUAAAUAUUUGAAUUUAGACGUUCAAUGAUGAGCAAAUUCAAUGCACUUUUUUUAGUCCAAUUAAUUCAUUCUCAUUCAUUUGGGUAAUCCAUGCGAUUCAAAAGCCUUGAUGGGUUGUUCAAACUUGGUUGUUGCAAAAAAACAAAAACUAAUAUAGUCAACAAUUGCUUAUAUAUUAAUGGUACGCAUCAAAUGCAUACCUAAAUUACGAAAAAACAGUAUUUCGAGAUGGUUUAUUGAAAAAUCGAAAAAUUCACAACGAGAACGGACGUAUCAAUGGACGAACUAGUAUGUAAUUCAAACACAAACCCAUUUUCGGAAUGUUGCACUUGCAAAAUUCAUCGAAUCGGAGUCAUAGGAUAGUAAAGAGACGGUUGGGUGCACAUACAGACAUAUACACACACACAUCAUUUCGUAUCUUCAAGGAAACAUUCUUUACACAGAAGGAUGAGGAGCGCGCCAAAGCACAACUAAUCGGAGAGUCGCAUCUGAAUUCAACAACAAACACCAACCACGCAUGCCAUCCUGACCAGCAACAGCACCAAAACCUUAGGUAUCAAAACAUAGAAAUGCUAUUGGUAUUGCAAACCAUGCAAUUACCACGAGAGACGAACAUAACAUAUCGUUAGAUUUUCAAGUUAACAAAACGAAAGUGGUUUAGCGUGGAUUGAUUUUUGUUAGCCUCUACCAAGCAGUAUACAUUGUCUAUUUUGUAACCAUCAACUGUAUUGUUGUAUGGUCCAUUUUGGUUGCACAACGAUUUGGCGUCAGUCAAAUUUUGAAUGAAAGGAAAAUAAAGCGUCAGGCACACAUAACAUAUUCUACCGUACAUCAUCAAAAUUACAUUAGAUUAUUGAGGGCACGUCGAAAUAUAUUCACCGUAAAAAGAAGAAGACAUGAUGUUUGAAUAAUGAUUGCUGAUCGACAUAAAUGUUCUAUGAAUUACUUUAUUCAGUUCAAGGAAUUUUCCAUGAUCUGUUUACAUGCAUCAGGGACACGAAAUUUUAUUGGUUUAUCAUCAUUUUAGAUUAAAUACAUGGAGAUGCAGUCAUGCUGCGAAUUGAUCCACAACCUAACCUAUUUCGUUUCUCAGCGAAAAUUAAAAAAAAACACAUCGUCAAAAUUCACAGUAUCCAUUUUAAACAUUUAUUCCAACACAAACAAGAGCCGCAACCAUCAUUUGUCAUUCAUUUUAUUCCAACUGUUGACUGUUUUGAAGCGAAUUAAAAUAUAGAAACAAAAUGGAAACAAACAAAUGAAAUUAAUCUCAAUUAUACAUUUAAAUUGAUGUUUAACCAUUUAUUAAUUGUCUCCACCCUCCACUUUCAUCAAUUGUUUUAAAAAGAAAAUUCUGUUUUUUGAGCAUCCAAAUAACUCAAUUUUUAAAGCAUAAGCAUAAGAAUAUCGCAAAUCAAAAUAAAACAAAAACAAAAAUCUCAAGAAUUGAAGUUGCCAUUGAUUAUUAUAAUAUGUAAAAAAAAUGCAAACAAUGAAAUUAUCAAAAUACGGAGAAAAAACACAAUGAUGUUAGCUUAAGUCACUAGAAGACACUUGAAAUACGAUUUACUUUGCUAUAAACACAUUUUAACCUACUUCA